AUGCUGCAGCUGGCCGACACGGACAUGAGCCAGGGCAACUACUCACUCACUCAGGGAAAUGCUACCACCACCUCUGGACGCAAGAGGGGCAAGUCCAAAAACGCAGGCGAAGGCAGCGAGCGCAAGCGUAAGAAGGCUGCGGCCGCCACUGCGUCGUCAGGGGGCCUGCAGGACUCCGACCUCGGGCCCAGCAUGCAGGGCCUCACACCCAAGCUGGUGUUCAAGAAGGCCAAGAAGCACCUCCACUCCAUGGAGGACGAGGGGCAGAAGCUGCUGUCUCAGAAGCAGGGCUCCAUGGAGCUUGUGGGGGGCUCAGGGCUCGAGGCCAUGGGCCUCCUCCAGGGCUCCUCCGGUGGGGGCAUCAAGCAGGGCCUGUCAGCCACCAGCAACAACUACGAUGACGCCAUGCAGUUUGUGAAGAAGCGUCGCUACCUUCAACAUAUGGCCAACAACGACUAUGGGGUGCCCUCCCUCCACAUGGGCCAGUCCAGCAGUGUGAUUCAGGGCUCGCUGGGCCACCACAACGAGCCCACCCUGGCCAUGCUGGACGCCUUGCCCCUGGACCUCAAGCACCACGACAAGUCAGGCAUCCCAGACGAGGUGCUCCAGAGCCUGCUGGACCACUACAGCCACAAGUCAGACAACACGCACCACCACCACCACAACGACGUGACCUUUGACCUCACCGACAGCAGUGGCCCGCACCACGUGGACCUGCAGCCGGCUGCGCCUGUCACCUCAGAGCUGGAUGACGACUCACCCAACGGCGGCGACAAGCAGGUGGUGAUGAGCGAGUACUCCAAAUUCCUGCUGCAGGCCCUGGAGCGCACCAGCCACAGCGGGCCCUUCCCCACUCUGGGCCCCAGCAGGCCCUUCCCUCUGCUCUCUAGCAGCUCCAGCCCCACGGGGCCCCUCUUCCCUGACAAGCAUGUCUACACUACAUCCCCGCUGGAAUGUGGCUACCCGUCAGCCAUCUCCUCGCCGUUGCCCAUCCCCGCAGUUUCCUCUUCCUUGUUGUCAUCCUCUAAGUCCCACUAUGGCAUGCUGGUAGGCUCCCCCUCCCAGCCGGCCUUCCACCUCAGUGGCCACCAGCAGCUCACCCCCUCUCAGGAGCUUACCGAGCAGCUGGAGAAGCAGCACCACUCCCCUGGGUUCCAGCUCACACCCCAGGAGCUGACGGCUGCCGGCGGAGCCCCCAAGGAGCAGGGUGCCAAGGGCAACAGGAGCAACGGCACCAAUGGCUCCGGCAACUACUCCGACCUGGAUGCACCCAAGGAAGUGGACCUGCGGGCUACCUACCAGAUCGAGAACUUCGCCCAGGCCUUUGGCUCCCAGUUCAAGUCGGGCCGCCAUACCCCACUGGGCUACAGCGCUGACCCCAGGGCCGAGGUCGACCACCGAAUACGGACUACCGUGUCAGAAUUCUCAGGGUAUACCAGUUUGUUAGCUGACGUCAGCGAGCCAGUUAGUACAGGAUCGAAAACCGCAACAAGCCAAAGUUUCAGGUAA
Molecule: messenger RNA, 1509 nt
Organism: Coregonus sp. 'balchen'
Lineage: Eukaryota; Metazoa; Chordata; Actinopteri; Salmoniformes; Salmonidae
Source: the annotation of a GenBank genome assembly